Messenger RNA from Schizosaccharomyces octosporus yFS286, 682 nucleotides. RefSeq names its product membrane protein complex assembly protein. NCBI's taxonomy places the organism in Eukaryota, Fungi, Ascomycota, Schizosaccharomycetes, Schizosaccharomycetales, Schizosaccharomycetaceae. The record is from RefSeq and is a predicted model, not a curated record. Bases 171 to 392 code for a protein of 73 amino acids. The transcript has 3 exons.
CAACCAGCGAAACAUGCAAAUAGCGAAACGUAAAGAUGGCAUCCAUCGUUUGUAGCAACUACAUUGGUAAAAACGUAUCCAAUUCGAGAAGAUUCACCUUUUGGAUCACAUUGAGAUUUUGAGUCUUUUCAGAGAAAGAAUACACAUAUCCUGUAAGUCGAAUACCCAAAAUGAAUAGAAUCGUCAAAAGUCUUUUGUAUGGUGUUGGAAUUGUUGGUUCUGGUUAUGUUACAAUGAAACUUACUGCUCCGUCACCUCAACAUGUGGUCGAUUCCUUGUCGCCAGAGCUUCGUGCUGACUAUGAGAAGCGGAAAAAUGAUCCGAAGCCCAUAGAAGGUGUGCUCCAUAUGAUCGAGGAAGCCCGUCGUAACCCAAGAGACAUUUCUAAGUAAAGAUAAAAGCAAGAAUUUUGUAAUUACUGAUUUUCCAAUACUCAUACACACCCAUUUCAUUACCCAGACGCCGUUUGUUAGAACAUUUGUCUUAAGUCCUUACAAUGAUGAUGGCCUUGAAGAUUGCUUCUUAAAGCUUCAAUUUAUUUGCAUCGAUACCGUACAAACAAUUAUACUAAAACAACUUUGCUAUGUAAAUGUCUAACUUUUUCAACCCAACUCAUUAUACGAUAUAUUUAGCUUCUUCCGUAUAUUCUUUCUAACAAUAUAUAAACCUUCGAGGAAGGCUA